AUGAAAAGAGUUUUUCGGGAAGCAAAGCGCUGGAACAGCAUAACGCAGAUUAGGGGUUAUGUGGAACAACAUAAUGAAGUACCUGACAAGGAGCUGUUGCAAAAAGCAACUAUACAGCCAUCUUUAUUGAAACCUUAUUUGAGCAAAAUCCUGCAGCAACCAGAUCCAUUCAAUCUUGCCCACCUGGUGACUAUAGAAGACUUGUAUAGAGCUCGGGUGCAUUAUGGUCACAAGAUUGGUACUCUCAAUGAUAGAAUGAAGUGGGCUUUAUUUGGUGAGCGACUUGGGGUUUGUAUAUUUGACUUGUCGAUAACAAAAAAGUAUUUGUUGAGAGCUCUAAAUUUUCUUGCGCAUGUUGCCUAUCAAGGCGGGAUAAUUCUUUUUGUUACAUCUGACAGGGAUAAUAUGUUUCAAAUUGAAAAAAUGGCUGAAUCUGUUGGCGAGUAUGCACAUGUACGGAAGUGGAUUGAUGGGACUCUCACAAAUAUGAAAUAUUAUGUGAAAUACCCAGUUCGUAUGCCAGAUACUGUGGUAAUGUUGUCCACACUAACUUCGGUGCUUGAGACCCAUCCUGCUGUAGUUGAAGCAGCGCAAAUGGCAAUUCCUACGAUUGGUGUGGUAGAUUCAAAUUCUGAUCCUUCUUACGUUACCUACGUAGUUCCAGGCAACGAUGAUUCAACUUCAAGUGUUUUGUACUUCAUGAAUCUUUUCGUAAAAGCCAUAAAGUGUGGGAAGGAAGCUCGCGAGAAUACAUUGAAAAAGGCUGGAAGUUUGAAAAAUCCUGCUACAGCUACUCAUAAAUGA
This is a messenger RNA of Enterobius vermicularis (human pinworm), 804 nucleotides long. NCBI's taxonomy places the organism in Eukaryota, Metazoa, Nematoda, Chromadorea, Rhabditida, Oxyuridae. The record is from the annotation of a GenBank genome assembly.